Solanum dulcamara is the source of this 1237-nucleotide messenger RNA. RefSeq lists its product as uncharacterized. The transcript has 3 exons. Gene Ontology annotation, molecular function: nucleic acid binding; zinc ion binding. Bases 13 to 1221 code for a protein of 402 amino acids. The record is from RefSeq and is a predicted model, not a curated record. NCBI's taxonomy places the organism in Eukaryota, Viridiplantae, Streptophyta, Magnoliopsida, Solanales, Solanaceae.
UCGUACAUAAGUAUGCACAAGUCAUCAACUGAUGAAUUCAUGUAUUUGUUCAUAGCGUUAAGGCCCUUGAUGAGGGGGUUUCAGUUUUGUCGACCAGUAGUUGUUGUUGACGGUGCACAUCUUGAUGGACCUUAUAAAGGGACGUUUGUAUCAGCUAGCACACUUGAUGGGGCAGGUUGCAUAUUGCCGUUGGCGUAUGGUAUUGUUGAUACGGAAAAUGAUUCAUCAUGGACGUGGUUUUUUCAGAAUUUCAAGAAUGCAUUUGGAGAGAGGGACAAUAUGUGUGUUGUAUCAGAUAGGAACGAAAGCAUAAUCAAGAGUGUAAGCAUGGUAUUUCCCAAUGUUCCUCAUUUUGCAUGCAUAUGGCAUAUAUGGAAAAAUGUGUGUACUAAAUACAGAAGGAGCAAAGCUGUACUAAGUGACAUCUUCUAUUCAAUGGCCAAGGCAUACCGAAAAGAUGAAGUCGAUAAAUUAAUGGCCAAAGUUGAAAGAAUCGAUCAACGGGUGGCACAAUAUUUAAAAAAUGCAGGAUACGAAAAGUGGUCAAGGGUUCAUGCCACUGUCAACAGAGGUAGAAUGAUGACUUCUAACAUCGCAGAAUGUAUCAAUGGAUGUCUUGUUGAAGCACGAGAGCUGCCUAUAAUUGACUUUUUGGAGCAAACGAGAAUGUUAUUUGGUUCUUGGAACUGCAAAAAUAGAGAAAUAGCAUCUUAUACAAAACAUACUUUGGGUAGAAAAUUCGAAGAUAUCCUAGUUUCAAACACGAUCAAGUGUUCGAGAAUGAAGGUUGUUGCUUCAUCAGAGUAUCUUUAUUCUGUUUACGAAUUAGGUAUAAGAUACAUUGUGUGUCUAGAGAGAAAAACAUGCACUUGUGGUAGAUUUCAACUAGACGAGAUACCAUGUCCACAUGCAAUUGCAGUGUUGAAGAGCAAGAACAUUACUGACCUGCACCCAUAUUGUUCUGAUUACUACAAACCAGAGGCGUUGGCAAAUACUUAUGAAUUACCAAUGGUUCCAAUGCCAGAUAAGAAAGACUGGACUGCUCCGAAGGAAAUUUUGGAAGAAAUUGUCUUGCCGCCAAUAUACAAAAGGAUGCCAGGAAGACCAAAGAAAGGGAGAAAAAAGUUUGCUAAUGAGAAAAUAACAAGUAGCACAAAUUCUUGUGGACGUUGUGGCCACGAAGGCCACAACAGAAAGACUUGUAAUUUCAUUCCUAAAUAGAUAUGAUGUUUGUGGU